CAUGAACUAACAAAGAUGUCCCAAUAAGUAACACAAUUUAUACAGGCAUCAAGCAAUUAGAUAUAAAGAUGACACUAUCAUAGAUUCCACCCAUACAAAAUCAUAAACUUCAGAUUAGAGUAUUGAAUUGUGAAUAAUUUGAGAAAUGUCAAAAAUCUCUGAAAUCAAAGUUGUAAAUGAUUUUUCAGUGGAUUCAUAAUGUUUAGAUCGUAGUAGUAUAUUAGAACACUCAUUAGAAAAUGAUUUGCGUUAAUGGCAAUAAGCUUAUAAGAUAGAUAAUUUGAUUGUCUAAAAAUUAGAAAAAGGUUCAAUUUAUGAAUAUGGUUAGAUAUAAAGGAUAUUGACAAUUAAAUAAUUUAGAUAGCAACAUAAUUUGAUGUAUGUAUGAAUUUACAGUAAAAAACAGAAGCAAAAUUUAAAGAGUUUUAACAACUAAUGAAAGGUACUUAAUUCAUCAAGUUUUCUCGUUCUAAUUGUAAGAAAUGGGAUUAAAGAACUAUAUUUUAUUGUUCAUUUUUAGAUUCUAUUUGUUGGAAAUCAAAAACUUCUAAAUUUCCAUCAGCCAAAUAAACUAUUCCCAUAGAUUAAAUAAUAUAGAUUCAUACAAAUUACAAUAAGUAAUAAUAUAUAUUUAAUUUAGAUAUAAAUUGAUAAAGAAGAAUUUUAUUCUUCCACAAAAUGCUGAAUAAGAUUGUUUUUUAGCAAUUGAAGCUAAAAAUGGAAUUAGAUUAGAAUUAUUAGCAGAAAAUAAAGAGGAUUAAUUAUUAUAUGCUAGAAUUUUAAAUUUAUUGAUAAAUAAAGAAAAAAGUGUUAAAAACUAAAAUUAAUAAUAUAUAAUUGAACAAUAUAGUGUGGAUAUUAAUUUAAUUAGAAAAGUAUUAUUUAUUAAUAAAUGAAUCUAGAAUUUGGAAGGAUCUAAAAAGAACUUUUUAGAAACAAUAGAUAAAUUAUAAUAAAGUUUUAUUUCAACUACUUCAACACUUUUGAAAUAAGAGAGAGAGAAAACUAAAACAAUUAAAAAAAAAUCUUAACAUUAUGUAUUUUAAAGUAAAUUAUAAUUGGAAGAUAUGAAUAAAGAAAAUAAAAUAUAAAAGAAAUAAAUAAAAGAAUUACAAUUAGAAAAUGAUUAUUUAGAAAGUAGAAUAGAAUAAUUAUAAGAAUAUUACACUUAAAGAUAAUUAUAAAUUAAGAAUUCAACUAAUCCUUAAUAAGUUCAAUUAUAUCAAAUAAUAAAAGAUAUAAUAGGAAUGAAUGGAGAUUAAAGUAUUCAUAAUGAAUCAUAAUAUGAAUAUCAACCAUAAGAUUAUCAUGAAGAAAAUAUUAAAAAUUUAUAAAAGCUUUCAACUCUCUAUGAUCGAUAAUAGAGUACUGAAAUAGAAUUAAGAUCAUAUCUUAAAGAAUUGUAAGAAGAGAAAUCAUAAAUAGCCAAUUAAUUAUAAUAAUCAUAAUUUGAUAUACAUGAAUAAGAAAUGUACAUUAUUGAAUUAGAAAACAUAAAUAAUCUAUUAUAAACUAAAUUAUAAGAUGUGAAUUAAGUUUUAGAAUUUAAAGAAUAACAAUUUUCUAAUUUAGUAUAAGAUAUGUAAAAAUUAUAACAAGAAAUUCCAAAAUUAAUUAGUAAUAAUAAUUAAUAAUCUAUUAAUACUGAAACAAGAAGACUCUAAACUGAAAAUGAUAAAUUAAAAGAUACUAUUCAAAAUAAAAUAAAAGAAUUAAAAAAGUAUAUAUUAUUAAUCAUUAUUCUAGUUAAAUGAUAAAAGAAGAAUAAAAUUGGAUGAAUUUCUUUGUAUAAAUAAUAUCUUAUAUUUGUUAUUACAUUGCUCCAGAUGAUUUAUCAUCUGAUAUUAAUAUUACUAUAUAAGGAUUAUAUUAUAAGUUGUGUGAUAAGGCUUAUGGAGAGUCAUAAACUUAAUUAGAUAAUUUGAUCAAUUUAAUUAAAUAAAAGGCAAACUUCUUUUAAAAACAAUAUAAAGAAUAAUUUGAAUAAAUGUUUAAGGAUUAAUAAGCUAUAUUAUGUAGUUUAGCAUCAAGUAUUAUUAUCAAUUAUAAUUAUAGGAUUGCCUUCUCCUAAAACUACAAAUUCUAGAUAAUCAUCUCAUUAAACUUUACAAUUAGAUAAAACUUUUUAGUCUCCAAGCAGAGUUUUUAUUAAAAAUAAGGCUAAAUUGACUAAAGAUAAUCAUCCUUUAGAUUCCAAUUAAAUAUAAUAUUUGACUUAAUUAAUUAAAUGA
Molecule: messenger RNA, 2231 nt
Organism: Paramecium pentaurelia
Lineage: Eukaryota; Ciliophora; Oligohymenophorea; Peniculida; Parameciidae
Source: the annotation of a GenBank genome assembly